Messenger RNA from Drosophila willistoni, 1303 nucleotides. RefSeq lists its product as uncharacterized. NCBI's taxonomy places the organism in Eukaryota, Metazoa, Arthropoda, Insecta, Diptera, Drosophilidae. The transcript has a single exon. Bases 129 to 1187 code for a protein of 352 amino acids. The record is from RefSeq and is a predicted model, not a curated record.
UCAUUCUCUCACUCUCAUUCAAUACGAAACAUCUUGCCGAGCCAGACACAACUACAAAAUUUCCAGUCCACAACAACAAAAAAAAAUAAAAACUAAAACGUAGAAACGAAAAAAAGCAAAACAUCAAAAUGCAUGGUGAACAAAAAAUGUCCAGGCCAAAAUCCUCAAUGAAAUCCAAAACAAUUUAUACAUCCAAACCCAAAGCCAAAUCUCGAUUGCAGCUGCAGGGAUCUUCGACAAAAUGCAAAUAUUGGCCAUCGCCUAAGGCACCGCUGCGACGACCAUUGCCGCCUUUGACCAAGGCCAAAAGCUGUAAAUUGUUGCCAGUGAAAUCGAAAAAAUUGCUGCCCACUGUUGUCGUUACAGUUGCCUCCACGAAGAAGGGUAAAUCCAAGGGUAAGCAGCGCAUGGGUGUUGUUGGUAAGGGCAAGGGCAAUCAGCCAAAGGUCGCGAAAAAUGCAAAACAAUGCCGUUCCAAUUUGAUGAGGCGUGCAUUGAAACCAUUGAUACCAACAGAACAGCAUCCCCCGACAAAUGGAAGGACGACGACGACGACGACGACGACGACGACGACAGCGACGGCGAUGAGGAGUCCGAAAAGGAGCAAAUCGUUUAGGAAAUCUCAGUCGCCCAUAAUGCCAAAAACAGGAACCCAAGUUGUAGAUGCCAGCGGCAUCAAAAGCAAAAAAAAUCGUGGAACACCCGUGCUAUUUUUAGUGAAGGAUAGCGCCAAGCCUCAACAGUUUAUGGAGCCAAUGCGUUCAAUGCGAAAACGCAGCAAAUUGCAAAAGCCACAAUCUCACUCGCGGUCUCGUUCUCGGUCACGGGCUGGGUCUUGGUCUCAAGCGGAAGCUCGUGCGGAUUAUGAUGCCAGCGAUCGUCGAACGGCCUAUGACAAGAGCUAUACGAAGGCCAUCAGUGAGCUGUCUCACUCAAGACGGCCUGCGGUUGGUGGUGUGGAAUUCUUUUACAAUUUGGGGCAACGCGUUGCUCCACCCAAGCAACGAACUCGAUUGCCGCCUUUGCAGCGAUUGGCUGGUGGUGGUGUUGGUGGAGAUGAUCAUGUCACGGAUUUGGAAGUGCCGCUAACGAGUCGAUUACCCAUUAUUGAUUUCAUAUCCACGACGGAAUUUCAGAGCAUGUAUGCGCCACAAGCAAAGCGUGCAGCCAGACGGUUUCUUAUGUGAAAGCAGACGAGUGUAAGGACUAGCGAGUAUAAUCUAAAAGCAUAGAAGUUAUGUACCUGAGUAUUAAGAAUGUUUGUCCAGAUUCAUAAUAUAAUAUCGAAUGUCAAAAGCCAAAA